Messenger RNA from Paramecium sonneborni, 786 nucleotides. The record is from the annotation of a GenBank genome assembly. NCBI's taxonomy places the organism in Eukaryota, Ciliophora, Oligohymenophorea, Peniculida, Parameciidae.
AUGAAUGGAUAAUCAUAAAAGAGUUGACAAAAUUAUUAUUAAUAAAAAUAUAUUCUUAUAGGAAUUACUCAAUUAUUCAUAAAUACUAAUAGGAUUAACAUUAUCAUUAUAGCUGCCAAAUAUUAGGUUUAAUCUAUCACACCAAAAAAUAGAUAUCUCUUGAUUUUUAUUGAAGAUAUUACAAUUUUCAUCUCGAAAAUUAACUAUUAAAAUAAAUAUGAACUAGUAAAAAAUAUAUAAAUUAAGUUGAAUAUUGGUUUUAAUAUUCCUUAAUAUGUAGAUAAUUUCUUUAUUUAUUUUAUAUUGAUAUUGAUUUAUUCUUUUAUUUUAAAAUAUCAUAAUUUUGACUAUAUCUAAUAAUUUUUUAUUACAUCUAUAACUUGUUAUUUUCUUAGAGAAAAUAUUAAUUUUUUUAAAGAAUAUAUCAGAAGACAAUUAUAAAGCUUGGAAAAAGUAAAGCAAUGCUUAACUAAAAUUAUAAUAUUUGAUUAGGAGAAUUGGAAAGCUUAUUUGGUUGACUGCAAAUUAAACUAAUUAUUUAAACGAGACUUGGAUAUAUUUGUUGUACUAAGAAAAAUAAACAAUUUGGUAGAUUUAAAGAGUAACAGAAGAUUAUUAGAAUUCUAAUUUAUAAAAAGAUCUCAUAAUUUAAAUUAAUCCCAUUCCAAAAAAUAGGUUAAGCUUGCUUAAAAAAUAAUGAUAAGUAAAAAAUAAUAAGAAGAAAAAUAAAAAAUAAUAUUAAAAUUGAUUGAUUUCUUAUUAUUAUUUGGUAUAAUAUAAUAAUGA